GCAGUAUUUCUCAAAACUAAAGCUCUUGAAAAUAACAGCUUAUAGAGAGCCGAGAAGGAGCUCAGGGUCCCACAAUCCCAGGUCAAUGUUCACCUUGUACUCGUACAAAUGUACAAUCCUUGUCCUUCUCGUUGGGCUCAUCAAUUUUCACCAAAAACCUUGUCUGGAUUUCAUUUCACUCCUUUUGUGCACAAGGUUUUCAAUGGCAUUGACUCGAUAACACACGUGCCGGACACCAAUUAUGUCGUGCUUUCAGAUUUGAUAAUAACGCAGGAGGAAAAGUAAGCACAACAAGUUCAGAAAAGCAGAGCCUCAAAAAGGAGAGGAGAGGAAGUAAGCGCUGUGCCAGAACAGAAGGUGCCAACCACUUCAGAUUUCCGAAGGAGACCACCAGCUCCAUUUCUGCACAACCAGCGCGUCUACUCCCCUCUCCUUUCCCCCGCGCAUCUGCUCCGUUCUCCGGCGAGGAAUCCGGCGCCGGCGCCGCCUCCGGACAGACUUCCGAUGGCGACGCCACGGAAGCCAAUCAAGCUUACGCUGCCGUCCCAAGAGACCACCAUCGGCAAAUUCUUGACGCAUAGCGGGACGUUCAAGGACGGGGAUCUGCGCGUCAACAAGGACGGCCUCCGCAUCGUCUCGCAGAGCGAGGGAGGCGAGGCUCCUCCUAUAGAGCCACUGGAUAGUCAACUGAGCUUAGAUGAUCUAGACGUUAUAAAAGUGAUCGGGAAAGGUAACAGCGGAAAUGUGCAAUUGGUCCGCCACAAAUUUACUGGCCAGUUUUUUGCUCUGAAGGUUAUUCAACUAAAUAUUGAUGAGAGUAUACGCAAACAGAUUGCCAAGGAGUUGAAAAUAAACUUAUCAACACAGUGCCAAUAUGUUGUUGUGUUCUAUCAGUGCUUUUAUGUCAAUGGCGCCAUUUCAAUUGUUUUGGAGUACAUGGAUGGUGGUUCUCUUGCCGAUUUCCUAAAGACUGUUAAAACCAUUCCAGAGGACCACCUUGCUGCAAUUUGUAAGCAGGUAUUAAAAGGACUGAUACACUUGCAUCAUGAGAGGCACAUUAUACACAGAGAUCUGAAACCAUCAAAUAUAUUGAUAAAUCAUAGGGGUGAAGUAAAAAUAUCGGACUUCGGUGUAAGUGCCAUUAUUUCUAGUUCCUCUGGACGAGAUACAUUUACCGGCACAUACAACUACAUGGCGCCUGAAAGAAUCAGUGGCAAGAAGCAUGGCUACAUGAGUGAUAUCUGGAGUUUGGGGCUAGUGAUUCUGGAAUGUGCAACAGGAAUUUUUCCAUUUCCUCCUCGUGAAAGCUUUUACGAACUUCUUGAAGCUGUUGUUGAACAUCCACCACCAUCUGCACCGUCAGAAGAGUUUUCUCCGCAAUUCUGCUCGUUCAUUUCUUCAUGUAUCCAGAAGGAUGCUAAUGAUAGAAAAUCAGCACAAGUCUUAUUAGAUCAUCCGUUCCUCAGCAUGUACGAUGACCUGCAUGUUGAUCUUGCUUCCUACUUUACUACUGCUGGAUCUCCACUCGCCACCUUCAAUUCCAGGCAACUCUGAAACUGAAAGGGCUCGAUGGCAAAUGGCAGGCAGUUUCUCAUCUGCUGAAAGGACUGGACUGGUAAACCCUUUGGUAGUUUAUCUGUGUAGAGCUGUAGUAGCUUACUGACAUGAAUGUUUCGAGUUUUCCCAUUUUUUCCUCACUUUUUGGACCAGGCUUGGGGCGUGUAAUGAGAUGCAAUGAUCUUGUGUGUGACAAGUGUGUGACAAGUUUGUGAUUGGCGCGUGGCAUCAUAAUACACACAUGCAUGAUAUAUACAUGUAUAGCAUUCUAGGAUCAAUGAGCACUGAAGUUUUGCCUGUCUGUAUAUCAGCAGCACCUUUGGCUCUUGUUUGUUACACAAUGUAUUGCCUUCCUCAUGUACUACAAUGGCCACCUUAAUUAAAACCCUGUAUUGGAUCGACCAUUUUCUCAUUUGGAGCAUGAGAUAAAUCCAAAUGAUCUUUCUA
Molecule: messenger RNA, 2004 nt
Organism: Sorghum bicolor (sorghum)
Lineage: Eukaryota; Viridiplantae; Streptophyta; Magnoliopsida; Poales; Poaceae
Product: mitogen-activated protein kinase kinase 2-like
Exons: 9
Coding region: 505-1554 (349 amino acids)
Biological process (GO): MAPK cascade; protein phosphorylation
Molecular function (GO): MAP kinase kinase activity; ATP binding
Source: RefSeq, a predicted model, not a curated record